UAUGACCAGUAAAGUAAACUCUUCUUCGAGAAGUGGGCAAGAGAAGAGCCGACAGGCACUACUUGAGAGCUUUUCCACCAAGGCAGCUUUUAUUCUACGUUUGCCUUUGCGCCGUAUGGGACGAUUAGUAACGAACGUCUGUAUGAGCACAUACAACGCGCGAUCUAUUUUCACUGCAAUUGAUUCCGGGUUUUUUCCGAUGGUGACCAAUUCAUUUUCGCGAAAUGCGUUAUUUUGUACACUGUGGUGUUUUAAAAUUUUAGAACAGAACAUUGAAAUUGUGAAUUGAAAACUGUAUUGUGUUGAACCUGAUACUUCGUGUUGAAGGCGUAUCUUAAGUGUCUGAAGUCGAGAGGAAAUAAAAUGUAUUGUUACAGGCCCCUCUUCGUCGCCAUCAUGAGUUUAUGCUUCCUGGUACCCAUCCAAAUGAAGCCUCAAUCGAGGAAUCAUGAUAUAUUCACCAAACUUGGGCUUCAAAAAAUCCGAAGUCCUAAUACGCAUCAUCAGAAGCGGCUGGCUGUAGAAUCCAGACAACACAGCAGAUCUGAUGAUUCGCACAUGUUUAUCAUCAAACUUCCUCCGAAUCCCCACUACUACGGUUUAAAUAAACUAAAUUCCGUGCCAAUGGAUGCCAAGAAAAUUCCGGUAGGAUUUAAAAGUAAUGGCAAGCCCGGAAAGGUUUAUCACUGGAACCUCCCGGUGUUGAGAAAAAUUGUUGAAAGCAAGCAGAAAAGUCGCACCAAUGAUUUGAAUGUGGAUCUAGGUCAUCCAGAAAAUUGGAACGACGUCUUCGAUAAACAAGGUUACUCACAUAGGAAACCUUUAAAACCGUCCUAUUACGUCCCGCAAAAGACAAAAAAGUCCAACUUCAUGAAAUAUUUUGGUGGAAAUGGUAAACCGCAAUCAUUUUAUGUAAUACGGAAAAACAAGAGGGCGCAAUAUCAUAGACUGAUACGUUAGAAUUUUGUAGUUUUCCCACACGACGUACACUGAUUAUGUUUGUAGAUUAGUGUUUUUUUUGUGAAAUAGUGCUUCAUAGGAAUAUCAACAGACUGUUGUAAAAUUGUGAAUUAUAAUGUUCAAUUGAAUAACAUCCUCAUAUAUAACGUAUAAUGUGUUAUUGAUUAUAUGCAGCGCUAAAAUCAAAAUGUAUAUCGCAAUUAUUUUUAAGACUGUAUUUAUAAUUUUGAUAUUAAAGUAAAUGAGAAAAUCCUA
Molecule: messenger RNA, 1215 nt
Organism: Dendroctonus ponderosae (mountain pine beetle)
Lineage: Eukaryota; Metazoa; Arthropoda; Insecta; Coleoptera; Curculionidae
Exons: 2
Coding region: 364-960 (198 amino acids)
Source: RefSeq, a predicted model, not a curated record